AUGACGAAAACACAUUCUGUUGUCCACGAAGCUAAUGGAGUAAUUGCAAGACCAACUCCAAAACCCUUCUUUGAGAAACAGCCAUCCGCUUCUCUCUCCUCUAAGGAAGAAUACGAUGAAAUGUACAAACAGUCCAUCCAAGACCCUGAGGGAUUCUUUGGCCCAAUGGCUAAGAAGUUCCUCUCUUGGGAUAAGGAUUUCACAAAGGUCAAAUCAGGUACGUUGGCUAACGGUGACGCGGCUUGGUUCAUCAACGGUGAAUUGAAUGCAUGUUACAAUUGUGUCGAUAGACACGCCUUCAAGAACCCUGACAAGGUUGCCAUUGUCUUUGAAGCCGAUGAUGAAUCGGAAUCAAGAAAAAUCACUUUUGGCGAACUGUUAAGAGACGUCUCUCAAGUUGCAGGUGUCUUACAAUCCUGGGGAGUCAAAAAGGGCGACACCGUUGCCAUCUAUUUGCCAAUGACCCCAGAAGCGAUCAUUGCCAUGUUGGCAUGUGCUAGAAUUGGUGCUAUUCAUUCUGUUAUUUUUGCAGGGUUCUCUGCUGGUUCCAUCAAGGAAAGAGUCACCGAUGCCAACUCCAAGGUUUUGAUUACUACCGAUGAGGGUAAGCGUGGUGGUAAGAUUGUCAAUAAUAAGACCAUCGUUGAUGAGGCUUUGAAAGAUUGUCCUUCAGUUGAAAAGGUUUUGGUUUACAAAAGAACCGGCAACCCAAAAAUCAACAUGAAGGAAGGCAGAGACUAUUACUGGCAAGACCUAGCACCGGAAUUCAGAGGUUACCUACCUUGCGUGUCGGUCAAUUCUGAAGACCCAUUGUUUAUGUUAUAUACCUCUGGUUCAACUGGUGCCCCAAAGGGUGUUGUCCAUUCAACCGGUGGUUAUCUAUUAGGUGCUGCAAUGACAACCAAAUAUGUCUUUGAUUUACAAGAAGAAGACGUCUUAUUCACUGCUGGUGAUGUCGGGUGGAUCACUGGCCACUCAUACGCUCUAUAUGGUCCAAUGACUUUGGGUGUCUCUACCAUUAUCUUUGAAGGUACUCCAGCUUAUCCAAACUUUGGCAGAUUCUGGAGAAUCAUUGAGAGAAACAAGGCAACUCAUUUUUAUGUUGCGCCAACUGCCCUAAGAAUGUUGAAGAAAUCUGGUGAAGAAGAAAUCGCAAAAUACGAUUUGUCUUCGUUAAGAACCUUGGGUUCAGUUGGUGAGCCAAUUGCAAGUGAAAUCUGGCAAUGGUAUGAUGAAAAGAUCGGACAUGGUUGUUGCCAUAUCAGUGAUACUUACUGGCAAACCGAAUCCGGUUCUCAUUUGAUUGCCCCAUUGGCAGGUUCUGUUCCUACUAAACCAGGUGCUGCCACUCUACCUUUCUUUGGUAUUGACGCUGUCAUCAUUGACCCAACUUCCGGUAAAGUUCUCGAAGGCAAUGAUGUUGAAGGUGUCUUGGCAAUCAAAAAUACCUGGCCAUCAAUGGCAAGAACUGUUUACAAAAAUCACAAGAGAUAUAUGGAAACAUACUUAAAGCCUUAUCCAGGUUACUAUUUUACCGGUGACGGUGCUGGUAGAGACCACGAUGGCUACUACUGGAUUAGAGGUAGAGUUGAUGAUGUUGUCAAUGUCUCUGGUCACAGAUUGUCAACGGCUGAAAUCGAGGCUGUCUUGUUGGAAGACUCAAAGAGAGUUUCUGAUGCUGCUGUUGUUGGUAUCAAUGAUGAUAUUACAGGUCAAGCAGUUAUUGCCUUUGUUCAAUUGAAGGACAAUUCUUUGGUCUCCGACGAGGCAUCAUUGCUGAAGUUGAGACAAGACUUGAGAUUGUCAAUUAGAGCAACCAUUGGACCAUUUGCUGCCCCAAAGACCAUCAUUAUUGUCGAUGACUUACCAAAGACUAGAUCUGGUAAAAUUGUUAGAAGAGUCUUGAGAAAAAUUGUUUCUGGCGAAGCAAAGGCUUUAGGUGAUCAAUCAACAUUAGCUAAUCCUGAAUGUAUUGAACCUAUCAUUGUUGCAGUUGAAAGUCAAUUUGGUGUUAAAAACUAA
Messenger RNA from Pichia kudriavzevii, 2022 nucleotides. RefSeq lists its product as uncharacterized. The record is from RefSeq and is a predicted model, not a curated record. Gene Ontology annotation, cellular component: cytosol. Lineage: Eukaryota; Fungi; Ascomycota; Pichiomycetes; Pichiales; Pichiaceae. Gene Ontology annotation, molecular function: AMP binding; acetyl-CoA synthetase activity. Bases 1 to 2022 code for a protein of 673 amino acids. The transcript has a single exon.